UUUGGAAACGUUCAAAAAUCAAGGCUUCUCUUCCGUUGCAUCGUGACCGUCAAUACCUGAACGUGAGUCCACCGACCUAAGACGAACGGUCCACAAAAACUCAGGAGAUUAGUAAAAUUUAAAUGGCGUUAUUUACAGAAAAGAGAAAAUGUUGGAAAUAGCGGGAAUAUGGCGGACGGUUGCUUGGGACCCUAUUUCUGUAAACCCCCUAAGCCUUCUCCUAUUCCUCUGUUUCUUCUCCAAAUCCCAAAAUUACCGCUCCAUUUCCCCUCUAAACCCAUGGCUGCCCAUUGCCAUUGCAUCUCUAACCCUCGACCUUACCAGCCCUCCUUACUUGUCUUCUCAGGUGGUACGGCAUUUAAUGGCGUUGUAGAAGAGCUUAAGAAGUUAACAGUGCGCGUUGCUCAUGUUCUUCCAGUUUCUGAUGAUGGAGGAAGUACAGCCGAGAUUGUUCGCGUGCUCGGUGGUCCUGCUGUUGGGGACAUACGGUCAAGAUGUUUGAGAUUGGCUGAUCAAAGCACUUCCGAGGCUCUGGCUGUCCGAAGAUUGCUUGGUCAUCGUUUGCCUAUUAAUCCACAACAAGCCAAGUCAGAAUGGUAUGAAGUUGUGGAAGGAGAACAUUCACUAUGGGAAGGUGUAUCAAAACCAUACAGAGAAACAAUUCGAUCUUUUCUGGCUUAUUUUCAGAAUGAGAUUCUGAGGAGGCCUAAUGAAUCAUUUUGUUUCAGUAAUGGCAGCAUUGGAAAUUUUUUCUUUGCAGGAGCACGAGUAUUUUUUCAGUCUUUAGAUGCUGCAAUUUUUUUGUUUUCACGUGUUUCAGAUAUUCCUGCUGAAAGUUUGGUCCUCCCAGUCAUUUCAACCAAUGACAGGCUUACGUUAGGAUGUGAAUUAUGGGAUGGGACAAUUGUACGAGGUCAGAAUGAAAUUUCUCAUCCAGCUUAUGGAUCCAUAGGACCUGUAGAUAAGGGAAGAUCAUCAGUUCCAGCCCUUCCUUCAAGAAUAAAAAGGGUAUUCUACAUGUCAAGUGAGGGUACGAAUUCACUACAUGAGGUCUUUCCCACAGUAAACCCAGCUGUUCUGGAUCAGUUGUCAAAUGUGGACUGCAUUGUUUAUGCUAUGGGCUCUCUCUUCACUUCCCUCUGCCCAUCACUGGUCUUACUUGGCAUUGGGGAGGUCAUUUCUUCUAGGUCCUGUCCUAAGGUACUUCUGUUGAAUGGUACUCAUGAUCGAGAGACAAGUGGCUUCUCUGCAUCUUCCUUUGUAAUUGCCAUUACAGAUGCUCUGAAUCGAACGUAUGGAGAUUCUCAUAAUUGUUUGAAACACUUUCCAAGUCAGUACAUUAAUACACUUUUGGUGCCCAAAGAUGGUGAAAUUCCUAUAGAUGAUCAAAUCUUGCGUUCCCAAGGAAUCUUUGACGUGGUCAUCGUUGACUCCAUACGUGACCCAAAAGUGGGCAUAAUCUUUGAUCCAGUGUCAUUGAUAAAUGCUCUUGGCAAUGUGGUGAGCAGAUAUAUGAGGACAAAGGAUUAAGAACAAGGAUUGGUUUCAGCAAGAGCAAAAUAUUUUUGUAUGGUACCAAAUUCUUCUAUCAGAUUUAUCUUAUGAGGUAGAAAUCUUCCAGUUAAGGCAUAUGUUGUGAUAUAGUAAUUGGUAAUUCUAAAUCAGUUGAACUAUUUAUGGCACUAUGCUCAUCAGAGGAAAACAUAUGAUGCCAUAUAAUCUGUACAGGAUUAAUGUUGUACCCAAGAAUUUUCAAGUUAGAUUGUAGUUUCUGGGAAGCUUGCAGUAUGUCAUUUAUGUGUUCCAACUCAUUUGCAAGUAAUUGAUAUAUUUUGUAAUUUCUGCUCCGAAUUUUGAGUUGUCCUUUGUGGAUAUGAACUCUCACCGUGUUCUUGGAGUCGGACAUUAAUCUGAUUAGCACGGCUUCCAUUGCCAGUUUUACGAAGACCUCAAGUUGACCAU
Molecule: messenger RNA, 1962 nt
Organism: Durio zibethinus
Lineage: Eukaryota; Viridiplantae; Streptophyta; Magnoliopsida; Malvales; Malvaceae
Gene: MEE18
Product: maternal effect embryo arrest 18
Molecular function (GO): LPPG:FO 2-phospho-L-lactate transferase activity
Source: RefSeq, a predicted model, not a curated record